AUGCCUUCCAACACAAUCAAAGAAGUGCUCUUCGCCUCUUUCUUUUUCUCAAAUUCUACUCGGAUGGUACCAUCGAAAGUUUCAUGGACACGCCUAAUGUCCUGCCAUCGUCGGAAGACCCAACCACUGGCAUUUGAUGCGAUUUCAACAUCCAUUCCGGGUCUGCCCCUCUUUAAUCCAUAUAAGUUGCCGACUGAUAUCAAUACCUCUGGUAAUUGGAAUGCGGAUCUAAGUGAAGUGCAUAGAGGAGUAAACGAGGUAAGGAAUGAUGAUGUGAUCGUUGGAUUGACGCUAUGGAUAUUGCCUUGUGGUGGGUUUGCUUUGGCCGACUUUCGGGGGGGAGGAGGGAUGUGGAGAAGCAGCUGGUACUUGGUAGUGGUAUAUACUGAGAUGGAUGUGGGCUGA
Messenger RNA from Fraxinus pennsylvanica, 405 nucleotides. NCBI's taxonomy places the organism in Eukaryota, Viridiplantae, Streptophyta, Magnoliopsida, Lamiales, Oleaceae. The record is from the annotation of a GenBank genome assembly.